Molecule: messenger RNA, 1740 nt
Organism: Diprion similis
Lineage: Eukaryota; Metazoa; Arthropoda; Insecta; Hymenoptera; Diprionidae
Gene: Optix
Product: homeobox protein SIX3
Exons: 3
Coding region: 244-1662 (472 amino acids)
Biological process (GO): regulation of transcription by RNA polymerase II
Cellular component (GO): transcription regulator complex; nucleus
Molecular function (GO): RNA polymerase II cis-regulatory region sequence-specific DNA binding; DNA-binding transcription factor activity, RNA polymerase II-specific
Source: RefSeq, a predicted model, not a curated record
UCGAUAAACAUUACCAUAAAAAUAUAAAGUUUCUGGAACCACCUACGAGCCCGGAUGAAUUUUUGAAAGCGUCCCGAAAAAAGGCCUCCGGAUCAAGUCGCGUUCAGCCAACUGCAAUUCCGAUAAAUUCUCGAUCUCGAGGAAGCGAAUCGGCAUUUGGCGGCGAGAUUCCCGUUCCCCGAAUGAAUUUUGACUGUCGCUAAAAACCGGGAGGCCAGGGCGCAACCAGCAACAAGAACCGAGAUGUCAGCCGUCGCUCCAGCUGGUACUGGAAGUGCGACGUCGAACAACAGUGGGCCGAUCGUCCCGGCGCCGCUGUUCGCGUUGCCGCUGUCAUUCACGGUUGGCCAGGUAGCGACGGUCUGCGAAACGCUCGAGGAAAGCGGUGACAUCGAGAGGCUUGCGAGGUUCUUGUGGAGUCUGCCGGUAGCGCAUCCGAACAUCCAGGAACUGAACCAGAGCGAGGCGGUGCUGAGAGCCAGGGCGAUAGUUGCCUACCAUUCAGGCCACUUUCGCGAGCUCUACGCGAUCCUUGAACGGCAUAAAUUCACGAAAGAUUCGCACGGAAAGCUCCAGGCGAUGUGGCUCGAGGCGCACUAUCAGGAGGCCGAGAAGCUGCGAGGACGGCCGUUGGGUCCGGUGGACAAGUACAGGGUGAGGAAGAAGUUCCCCCUGCCCAGGACCAUCUGGGACGGUGAGCAGAAGACCCACUGCUUCAAGGAGCGCACGAGGUCCUUGCUCAGAGAGUGGUACCUUCAGGAUCCUUAUCCGAAUCCGGGAAAGAAGCGGGAACUCGCCGAAGCGACGGGACUGACACCAACGCAGGUUGGAAACUGGUUCAAGAAUCGAAGACAGAGGGACAGAGCUGCCGCCGCUAAGAAUCGAAUGCAGCAGCAAUCCGGACCAGGAAGCGGAUCUCAGCGACGGACGUUGAGUCCUGGACCCGGCGGGAGCGAUUCGGAGGACUCUGACAUCUCCCUGGGACGAACCUCGCCGCCCUCGCCCCCCUCCUCGCCACCCCCGACCCACCAGCCGUCCCCGGUUCCGAUGGGCCCGCUGGGCCCUCUGCCCCCACCACCCCUCAACUUUCGGUUCGACCCGGCGCAGUCCCAGUUCCGGUUCGCGCACGCGCCAGCCUUCAAAUUCCCGCCAACCGGCUUCCAGUUCGGACCGCACAGCCCGCAGCACAACCACCCGAGCAUCGCCGGAGGGGGGAUAUUCAGACUGGCUGAAACCAGUCCCUUUCAGGCCGUAGGACCCAGGGGCGAUCUCGGCUCGAGACUUCCGGAUCCGCUGGGCCUGCCGCCCCCGCGACUCCACCCCCACAAAGGGCUGCUGCACCACCCGCACCCCCCGCACCAGCUGACCGAAGGGAUUUCGAGGUUAUCGGAGGGCUCGCGGCUCUCCGACGGCGGCGUUUCCCGCCUCUCGGACAGCCUCUCGGAAGCCCACAGCCCCCCCUUGAUGGCGACGAAUUUGUCCGUCACCGGGCCGCUCAGAAUCGCGGUGCCGAGUCCCCACACCCCCUCGUCGAGGGGCAGCCCCCCGGCGGGGCAGCAUACGCCUCAAGGUCACGGGCAAGGUCAGGGGUUGAAGAGGAUAGCGACGCCCCCGCCGCACCCGACACCCCCAAAAAUUCACAGACCCUUUUCGCCCGCGUGAUACACGAGAAGAUGAAACGUUGCGUGAAAAUUAAAUGCGAUUUAACUAAGUAUGAUGAUAAUACCGAUGAUAAUUGCC